AAAUAACCAAGUAGUGUACUAAGCAUCGAAAAUAAAAGAGAAAACUCGCCCAAUUCUGUAUUUACCAAAUUAAAAAUAGAUUUUGGCCGGCGUAAGAAGUUGUGCUAAUAUUUGAAAGUAGCGCGUAUCGGGCUUCAGUCCAGUUCUCAACACUAAGAGACGCCGAUCUCCGAAUAAUUUAAACGCCUUUUGUACCCCCCGAACAUUCGACAAAAUGGUUUAUGAGUCCGAUUUUUAUACGACCAGAAGGCCUUAUCGUACAACCCCCACGAUAUCGUCUUACACGAUUUCGGGAGUGCCUUCUAGACAAGUUAGGGUGUUGCCGGGAUUAGGAAAAGUACACGUGACUUAUACGUACGAUCGUAUAGUACCGUAUGUGGGGCACAAAAGGUUGACGGUCGUGACUGCUCCGCCGAAAGUAUGGGCGACGCGGCCCAGUGUCCUUCAACGCGAAUACGACCGCAUAGAAAGUAAACUUCGACCUUGGAACGGUUAUUCCGCGACAAAUCGCUACCUCAACUCUAAUUCGGCUGUGCGGACUUACUAUGUAAGCUACCCAAUAACGGGAUCUGACUACUACUCCACCAACAUAUCUUCAUCGUCCUCUUACCCGAAGUUAUACCGGUGGUACUAUUCGUUUCCGAAGGAAUACUAUUCGUAUUGGCCGUUAUACAGGACUUAUCUUACAAACUAUUUGAGGAACUACUAUUCGAACACCGAUUGGCCUAGUUACUAUUGGUCGACUUAUUUGCCUUACGUUAGGAAUUUGGACUACGAUUUUAGCGAACUCGAAAACCGAAUCGAUAAUUUGCGAAAAAGUGUUUACUUGGACACCCCCUAUCCAAUAAAGGCCGUGGAUUAUUCGUAUUAUCCAUAUUCUUACAGAACAUACAGGCCUUUAUCGCUCUAUUAUGAUUAUUAUUGGCCAUUGAGUAGUUUGAAUCGCUAUACUAAUUACUGGCCUUAUUAUCCUUACUACAGAUAUUUGUAUUAUAAAUAUACACUGCCAUCUGAUAGAUAUUAUCAUUUGAAAUAUAAAAUGAUUUUCCUACGAGAUUCGAUAAGUAACAUUAGAGAAUACAGGAUUUAUCCUACUCAAUCGUAUCUUCGUCACAAAAUAUACAAACCGCUUAGCUUGUAUUGUGAUUAUUACGAACCGAUUCGUUCCCUGUUUUGGGACACUUCGUAUUGGCCCCUAUAUAAAACUGUUGGAUCGCUAGAAGCGCAAUGUAAUAAAGGAACCGGCGAUAGAUUACAAAAAAUAUUCGAUGACGAAACAAGGUUGAUUCGCGCACAAACGGCGUCUCUGUUGAAACGGAUUCAUGACCCGGUUCCUCGUGUUCGUUCCAGCUGGCCAUUAACGGUCACGAGAUAUAACUACGAUGACGGCGGUUUACCUGCAAGAUUGUCAAAUGACAAUUAUAUUCAUCGCCUUCUAAUAACAUCACCCUCGUCUAAAACCGAGUACACUACUUAUUUUACCGAACCCGUUAAAAAAUAUAUCGGAGCUGGUCAUCUAGCAUCUGUAUCCUACGCAGGCGAUAGAGUUUACAGUCGCAGACCGCAUCUCUAUCUUUACGAAGAUCCAUUAAAAAGCGAUAUCCAGCUGUUGAGCUAUUACAUCAACAGAUUCAAGCAGGAAAAGGCAAUUACUGGAAGCGGCGAAUCUACCAAAGCUCCGUUGAAUCCAGCACGCGCUACUCGUAAAUUCACUGCCAAAAGAUUGGAAGAUAAUGAAGAAACUUCUAAAGAAAUGCAAAAAUUACGCGAAGCGAGAGCCGCCAGAUUGGCGUUUAUUAAUGAAGAAGAAAAACGCGAGAGAUCAUCCGUAGCAGUAGACGACGCUGUUAAAGCUAAGAAAAAGAAAGAAGAAGAACGAUUAGCGGAAGAAAAAGCUUUAGCAGAAGAGCAAGCUAGACGUGAUGCCCAAAAUAAAAAAGAAGAAGCAGCUAGGAGAGCCGAAUUAGCAAGACAAGAAGAAUUAGCAGCUCAAGCGGCAGCCGAAAGGGCUGCUGAACUAGAACGACAAGCAGAAUUGGCAAAACAAGAAGAAUUAGCAAAACAGGCUGAAAUAGAAAAAGCUCGUUUGGCGGAAGAAGAACGUAUUCGCCAAGAAGAACAACGUCGUUUGGAGGAAGAAGCGAAAGCCGAGGAAGAAAGAAAACAACUUGAACGUCUCGAAGAACUUGCCCGACAAGCUGAAGAAGAAAAACAAGCCGAGCUCGCGCGACAAGCCGAAGAGCUUGCCGAAUUAGCGAGACAAGAGGCUGAAUUAGCCGAACAGGCUAAACGAGAAGCCGAACUAGCAGAAUUAGCUCGACAAGAAGAAGAAUUAGCCGAGUUAGCAAGACAACAAGCGGAGCUAGAAGAAUUGGAGAAAAAAGAAAAAGAAUUAGCCGAAUUGGCCGAAAAAGCAAGAGAAGAGGCUGAAGCUGCACAAAGGGAAGCAGAUGAAGCAGUUAAAGAAGAACUUAACGCAACAACGACAGCAGAAGAAGCGGAAAACGCGGAAGAAGAAUUGGCUCAACAAGAAGCGGAACUGGCAGAAUUGGAAAGGCAACAAGCUGAAUUAGAUGCGCUCGAAGCUGAAGCGCAAGCUCUCGAAUCUGAUCAACCUGAUCCGGAACCCGAACUGGAACUUAAACCAGAUUAUACGGAAGAAGAGGAUGAAGAAGAAGCUAAAAGGCAAAGAGAAAUGGACGAAUUAAUACAACAAAAAUUCGAAUUAGCGGAACUCGAAAGACAACAAGCCGAACUUGACGCUCUCGAUGCAGAAGCUAGAGCUUUAGCUGGAGAUGCUUCCGAAGCCGGUGACGAUGAAGAAGAACCGGCGAUAGCCGAAGAUACACCGGUACAAUCUGACGUCGAAGAUGAUAAUUAAAUUUGUUUUUCAUCUCUUCUCUUUGUUAAGUUUGAUGAUAUUUAUUUAGGUUUAGAAUAAUUUUUUAUAUUUUUUCCGCUAGUUUUAUUGUUUUUUUUUACAUGCUUAUUAUCCUCGCAUUUAUCGAUCGCAUUUCUUUGUUUCUUUUUUCUGUUGAUUUAUCUUUUUAUUGGGAUUGUUAUACAGUCUUUAAAGUAAUGUCGCUCGCAAUCGCUCUAUUUAUAAUUUCGGUUUAAUAAAUGUUGUUGUUGUAAAAAAA
Messenger RNA from Diorhabda carinulata, 3140 nucleotides. RefSeq lists its product as uncharacterized. Gene Ontology annotation, biological process: peptidyl-threonine phosphorylation; actomyosin structure organization. Gene Ontology annotation, molecular function: protein serine/threonine kinase activity. Lineage: Eukaryota; Metazoa; Arthropoda; Insecta; Coleoptera; Chrysomelidae. The transcript has 12 exons. The coding region runs from base 215 to 2881 and encodes 888 amino acids. The record is from RefSeq and is a predicted model, not a curated record. Gene Ontology annotation, cellular component: cytoplasm; cytoskeleton.